Messenger RNA from Cucurbita pepo subsp. pepo (vegetable marrow), 622 nucleotides. Its product is annotated as 10 kDa chaperonin 1, chloroplastic-like. Gene Ontology annotation, molecular function: ATP binding; metal ion binding; protein-folding chaperone binding. The record is from RefSeq and is a predicted model, not a curated record. Gene Ontology annotation, cellular component: mitochondrion; chloroplast. NCBI's taxonomy places the organism in Eukaryota, Viridiplantae, Streptophyta, Magnoliopsida, Cucurbitales, Cucurbitaceae.
UUCUAGACGCACUAUCAUCAUAACAUACACAUCAGCUCGAAACCCAUCUUCCACUGGUACGGUUCUCCGACGCCGGGUUCUGCAGCACUUACCGGAGCUCACUUACCGCCGUUUAGCUCACAACCUUUAUCCAUGGCGUCAAUGUUCUUGACUGUGAAGCCCUUUGUAAACAAAAUAGAUUCACGCACUUUCUUGAAUCAGAGAAUACAGAGCACUCGUAGAACUUCCCUUCAAGUCCGCGCUGUAUCCAAGAAAUUGGAACCCGCCAAGGUUGUUCCACAAGGGGAUAGAGUCCUCAUUCGGCUCGAGGAGCUUCCUGAGAAAUCAGCAGGAGGAGUUCUAUUGCCCAAGUCAGCCGUUAAAUUCGAGCGUUAUCUUUUGGGAGAGAUCCUCUCUACAGGUGCUGAUGCUGGGGAAUUGGGGCAAGGAAAGAAGGUUCUUUUCUCAGACAUAAGUGCUUAUGAGGUGGAUUUAGGCACAGAUGCAAAGCAUGUCUUCUGCAAAGCAAGUGAUUUACUGGCUGUUGUUGAGUAAGUGUCAGAAAGCAAUCUGGUUUGUUUCGUGGCUAUCAAUGUAGUUGAAUAUCACAUCUUGCAGCCUCUGAUUCAGUUCUUUUGGUAUC